This is a messenger RNA of Calliphora vicina (urban bluebottle blowfly), 672 nucleotides long. RefSeq names its product jerky protein homolog-like. The transcript is spliced from 2 exons. Gene Ontology annotation, cellular component: nucleus. The record is from RefSeq and is a predicted model, not a curated record. Gene Ontology annotation, molecular function: DNA binding. NCBI's taxonomy places the organism in Eukaryota, Metazoa, Arthropoda, Insecta, Diptera, Calliphoridae. The coding region runs from base 1 to 672 and encodes 223 amino acids.
AUGGAGAAGCAACGUGUAACGUUCCUGUGUUGCGCAAAUGCAUCAGGUGCACAUAGACUUAAACUUUUGAUAAUUGGUAAGGCCAAAAAUCCACGCAGUUUUAAAAACUUCGUUUGUCCUACGGAUUAUAAGAAUUCGAAAUCGGCCUGGAUGACGUCAGCCAUUUUUAAUUAUUGGUUCCAUCAAUCCUUUGUACCACAGGUGAAAUUGUUCCUAAAGAAGAAGAACUUGCCAAUGAAGGCGCUAUUACUUAUCGAUAACGAUCCCUCUCAUCCAAGCGAAACAGAAUUAAGAACUGAAGAUGGAAACAUAAUUGCCAUGUUUAUGCCACCAAAUGUCACCCCCCUAAUCCAACCAAUGGAUCAAAAUGCGAUUAAAAUAACAAAAUUAUACUACAGAAACAGCUUGUUAGCUUCGAUAGCAGCUAAAAACUCUAAUUUGCUUCAAUCAAUGAGAAAUGUAACUUUGAAAGAUGCUGUCACCCUUUUAUCUGUCGCAUGGAAUCGGGUCAGCACAGAAACUCUUGCCAAAUGCUGGAAAAAUAUUUUAAGUUUAGUUGGAAACGAUGAGGACCCUGAAGAUAACAUUCCACUAAGUAUUCUAAAAGAGAAAUGUGAUACAGAAAUUAAUUCUUUAAUGCAAAUGUCAGCCGAUCUCCUUCAGGACUUUUAA